This is a messenger RNA of Heterobilharzia americana, 336 nucleotides long. The record is from the annotation of a GenBank genome assembly. NCBI's taxonomy places the organism in Eukaryota, Metazoa, Platyhelminthes, Trematoda, Strigeidida, Schistosomatidae.
AUGGGCGACAUGAAUGCCAAACUGGGAGGGGACAACACGGGAAGAGAACUAACCAUGGGUCGAGAGGCACUAGGUGAAAUGAAUGAGAAUGGAGAAUUGUUUGCAGAAUUCUGCGCAUUCAACGAUUUGGUGAUUGGAGGCAGUGUGUUCAGGCACAAGGAUAUCCACAAAGCGACAUGGAUUUCACCAGAUGGACACACUAAAAAUCAAAUCGACUUUAUCUCAAUCUCAAGAAAAUGGAGACGCAGUCUACUUAACACAAGGUCAAGAAGAGGAGCAGAUGUAGGUUCAGACCACUAUCUAGUGCAAGUUAAAAGCCCUCAAGGAAGUUGGUGA